UUCUGGCACACCGCGCGCCGUAACAUUGAUCCCCCUGCCUGCGCAACCGCUCCGAAGCACACGACCCGGCGCGCCUGAGAUGGGGACGGCGCUGGAGCAAGAAGGACGAUGAGGAGGAGGAGGAGGAGGAGAAGGAGGAAGCGGGGAAGGGCGGGGAGUCCCCACCCUGGGCGUCCCGAGGCGCCGCGUGUCUGCACACGCGCCGAGCUCAUCCCGCCGCAGAGGGCCCCCGCCACGCUCCUCAGUCGGUGCGCUGCCGCUUGGCCUCGCUCUCGCCUGUCGGUGGCCGCGGCUGGCAGUGGCGGCUCCUCCCUCGGCCUCGGCGACCUCGCCGCUGGCCUCCCGGUCGCCCUCGCCCACGGCGGUGAGGCAGGAGGUGGGCAGCCAGGCGGUGAAGCCGAUGGGCUUGGGGAACCGGACCUCGCUCAGGAGAAGACCACGUCAGUCAAGAAGCGCCCUGCAGGGAAAAGCGCGAUCAGGAAGAGGCCUGCCGCAGAGGUCCCGUCGGAGUCGUCCCUCACGACGGUGCCCUCCUUGCCGCACGCCUGGCGCCGUCGAGCCCGGGCCAUCCACUUGAGGGACCGGGAGGCCUCCACGGCCGACUUGAGCUCCU
This is a messenger RNA of Prorocentrum cordatum, 613 nucleotides long. The record is from the annotation of a GenBank genome assembly. NCBI's taxonomy places the organism in Eukaryota, Dinophyceae, Prorocentrales, Prorocentraceae.